AUGGACAAGACUUGGAUAUAUGAAAGUGAUAGAUUGAGCGCAAAAUAUUUACAAGGGAUUGAAUAUUUCUUUAAAUUUGCCUUGAAGUUUUCGGAGGAUGGGCUACUUGCAUGUCCAUGUAAUGAAUGUGUUAAUGUAUUCCGAUUUGAUCGAAAUAUUGUCAUGGAUCAUCUUCUUAGUAAAGGAUUUUCUCGAGGUUAUACUCGUUGGUAUUUCCAUGGAGAAUUGUUACCGUCAACAACUUUCGAGUCACAAUUCAAGGAAUUAAGGUCAAAUGCACAAGAAAAUGUAAACAAAUACAUUCAAGAUAUGGCCUUAGGGUAUGCGAAUAUGGGAGAAACUUCUCAUAAUAGAGAAUUUGAGGAAAAUUUCAAUUUGAGCGGAGAUCAAAAUAAUUAUCCCCAAUGUGAUGUAUUGAGCGAAGAAGCUAAAAAGUUUUAUGGAUUUUUACAAGAAAAUGAUGAAAAGCUUUUUGAAGGAUGUCGAAAACUUACCAAAUUGUCAUUUAUUAUAGAUCUUUAUCACAAAAAAUGCAUGGGAGGGUGGAGUAAUGCUUCUUUUCAAGGGCUACUUGAUGAGUUAAGAAGUACAUUUCCCAAGAGUGAAAGUCUACCAAAGUCGGCUUAUGAAGUGAAAAAACUCAUUAGCAAAUUAGGACUUGGGUGUAAAAAGAUAGACGUUUUUCCUAAUAAUUGUAUGUUGUUUUGGAAGGAAGAUGUGGAUAAUCAACGAUGUUCGUUCUGCAACGCUUAUAGAUGGCAUGACGAUGAAGAUGAAAUUUCACAUAAAAAAAGAAAGAAAAAGAGAAAACCAAAGAAGGUGUUAAAGUGGUUUCCUUUAAAACCAAGACUUCAGAGAUUGUUUAUCUGUUCUAAAACAGCAUCUUUAUUUCGAUGGCAUUCUGAUGAGCGUAAAGAUGAUGGAUAUUUGAGGCACUCUGCUGAUUCUCCUGCAUGGAAAGAAUUUGACAAUAGGUAUAAAGAUUUUGCAAAUGAUCCUCGUAAUGUUAGACUUGGGUUAGCAAGUGACGGGUUCAAUCCUUUUCACACAAUGAGCAUUGUACACAUCACUUGGCCAAUAUUAUUAACCAUAUAUAAUUUGCCACCUUGA
Molecule: messenger RNA, 1110 nt
Organism: Mercurialis annua (annual mercury)
Lineage: Eukaryota; Viridiplantae; Streptophyta; Magnoliopsida; Malpighiales; Euphorbiaceae
Exons: 1
Coding region: 1-1110 (369 amino acids)
Source: RefSeq, a predicted model, not a curated record